GCGUUGCUCGCGCGCUGCCUUCAGGGCUUCCACCCCCGCGGUCGCGCCCUGCCGCCCUCUGCACAAUGCACUUGCUGGGAUUAUUCUCUCUGGGUUGCUAUCUGGCUGCUGUGGCGGUGGUGCUGCUGGGAGCGCGCGAGCCUGCCACAGCCGCUGCCUAUGAAUCCGGGCAGGGCUAUGAUGAGGAGGAGCCCGAUCUGGGGGAGGCAAAGCAGACUCAUGCAAGUAAAGAGUUGGAAGAACAGUUGCGGUCUGUUUCCAGUGUAGAUGAACUCAUGACAGUACUUUAUCCAGAAUACUGGAAAAUGUUCAAGUGUCAGUUGAGAAAAGGGAGCUGGCAACACAAUAGGGAACAGUCCAGCUUCGAUGCAAGAUCAGAAGAUUCAAAUCCAAUAAAAUUUGCUGCAGCACAUUACAGUGCAGAGAUCUUGAAAAGUAUUGAUAAUGAGUGGAGAAAAACUCAAUGCAUGCCACGUGAGGUAUGUGUAGAUGUGGGGAAAGAAUCUGGAGCCACAACAAACACCUUCUUUAAACCUCCAUGUGUGUCCAUCUACAGAUGUGGAGGUUGCUGCAAUAGUGAAGGCCUGCAGUGUAUGAAUAUCAGCACAAGCUACAUCAGCAAAACAUUGUUUGAAAUAACCGUGCCGCUGUCUCAUGGUCCCAAACCUGUAACAGUCAGCUUCGCCAAUCAUACCUCCUGCCGAUGUAUGUCCAAGCUGGAUGUCUACAGACAGGUUCAUUCCAUCAUUAGACGCUCAUUGCCAGUGACACAGCCACAGUGUCAUGUGGUAAAUAAAACUUGCCCAAAAAAUCAUAUUUGGAAUAAUCACAUUUGCAGAUGUCUGGCACACCAUGACUUCAGUUUCUCUUCCUAUCUUGAAGAUACUGACACUGCCGAAGGAUACCAUGAUAUCUGUGGACCUAAUAAGGAGCUUGAUGAAGAAACCUGCCAGUGUGUCUGCAGAGGAGGAGUGAGGCCUUCCAGCUGUGGACCCCACAAAGAACUAGACAGAACCUCAUGCCAGUGUACAUGUAAAAAUAAAUUGCUGCCUAGCUCAUGUGGACCCAACAAGGAUUUCGAUGAAGAAAAGUGCCAAUGUGUAUGUAAAAGAAUAUGCCCUAAACAUCAGCCAUUAAAUCCUGCAAAGUGUAUUUGUGAAUGUGUAGAAUCUCCAAACAAAUGUUUCUUAAAAGGAAAAAGAUUUCAUCACCAGACAUGCAGUUGCUACAGACCACCAUGUACAGUUCGAACGAAACGCUGUGAGCCUGGAUAUUCUUACAGUGAAGAAGUGUGUCGUUGUGUGCCCACAUAUUGGAAAAGACCUCUUAUCAAUUAGAGAAGAAGCUAUCAUCUGACAAUUUGGUGUACAUUUUUCCUGUUUGUUUGUUUUUAAAGACUGCUAACAUUUUGGAUUUACUGUGCAGAAGAGACAUUAUAGGAUUAUCUGAGACAGACUCAUUUGUGCUGAGACACAUGGAAAGCAAAUGUAGAAAACUGGGAUUUUCUUCGCUAUGAAGAACUCACUAAGGACUUGAUUUUUGCCAAUGACCAAACUGCCUAGGUGUUCUUCCUUGUGAUUUUUUUAAAAAGAUAAUGACUAUAUAAUUUAUUUCCAUUAAAAAUAUUGUACUGCAUUCCUGUUUAUAGCAGUAACAAUUGUUAAAUUUAUCUGUGACCAAUAUUUUUAUAACACGCAAAGUAUGUUUUAAAUAAAAUGAAACUGUAUUAUAUACUGUU
This is a messenger RNA of Elgaria multicarinata webbii, 1738 nucleotides long. RefSeq names its product vascular endothelial growth factor C (gene VEGFC). NCBI's taxonomy places the organism in Eukaryota, Metazoa, Chordata, Lepidosauria, Squamata, Anguidae. The coding region runs from base 66 to 1337 and encodes 423 amino acids. Gene Ontology annotation, molecular function: growth factor activity; chemoattractant activity; vascular endothelial growth factor receptor 3 binding. The record is from RefSeq and is a predicted model, not a curated record. Gene Ontology annotation, cellular component: membrane. The transcript is spliced from 7 exons. Gene Ontology annotation, biological process: vascular endothelial growth factor signaling pathway; response to hypoxia; positive regulation of endothelial cell proliferation.